Varanus komodoensis (Komodo dragon) is the source of this 1062-nucleotide messenger RNA. RefSeq names its product deleted in azoospermia like (gene DAZL). Gene Ontology annotation, molecular function: protein binding; mRNA 3'-UTR binding. The coding region runs from base 16 to 1062 and encodes 348 amino acids. NCBI's taxonomy places the organism in Eukaryota, Metazoa, Chordata, Lepidosauria, Squamata, Varanidae. The record is from RefSeq and is a predicted model, not a curated record. The transcript is spliced from 10 exons.
CCGGAAGGGAAAAUUAUGCCGAAUACUAUUUUUGUGGGUGGAAUAGAUAUAAGGAUGGAUGAGACAGAAAUUCGGAGCUUCUUUGCACGAUACGGCACUGUUAAAGAAGUGAAAAUAAUCACGGAUAGAACUGGUGUGUCCAAAGGAUACGGAUUUGUAUCAUUUUUGGACAACGUAGAUGUACAGAAAAUAGUAGAAUCACAAAUAAACUUUCAUGGGAAGAAACUUAAACUAGGACCUGCAAUACGGAAACACCCAAAUUUAUGUGCCUAUCAUGUGCCACCCAGACCAGUUCUUAUUAAUUCACCCACACCUCAGUUCCACAGUGUUUGGAGUAACCAAGAAACAUAUAUGCAGCCAACAGCUAUGAUGAGUCCUGUAACACAGUAUGUCCAGGCAUAUCCUUACGGUUCACCAGCUUUAUUAAUUCAGCAGCAAGUUCCUGUAGGAUACCAGCCAACUUACAAUUACCAGAUUCCACCACAAUGGCCUCCUGGAGAGCCAAGAAAUUACAUUGUGCCUCCGGCUUAUACCACCGUGAAUUACGGUGGUGAAAUGGAUGCAGGAGCUGACCAAGCGGAAUGUUCUAUGGCUGAGACUGCACAGUCCUGUGCAAACAGCCCCCAAAAGAAAUCUGUGGACCGAAGCAUACAGACGGUAGUUUCAUGUCUGUGUAAUCCAGACAACCGAUUGAGGAACAAUAUUGUAACUCAAGAGGACUAUCUUAAGCCUGGUUCCUCUUCAGCUGCACCUCCUCCACGCUCUGCCUCAACUGUGAGCGCUCCUCCAAAGCGUCCUGCUUCCACUGCUCCUCCUCAGCGCCAUUCGGCUGAAGGUGCUACUCCAGCGGAGACCCAGGUGCCGCCUUCUUCCCCAGCCAAGAAACGGGAGAAGCGCAAGCACACGGGUUCGGAUAAGCCUUCUGCUCAUAAAGUACCGAGGAAGGAGAAGGCAGAUAAGCCCAUUCGCAAAACCAAGAAACCCGAUUGCCCCAAACACCGGGGCUCGGGUUCGUCGGGCUUCUCAGUAACGUCUGCCGCCACGGUACCAACCCCUUUGUGA